AUGAGGGUUUCUUCCACGCGAGAGGCGAAUCGGGAUACACGGGAAUCUUCGAACGUCGGGCGCGGCCGAACCAAUGCUACAACUGCCAGCAGAUUGGCCACAAAGCUUUCCAGUGCAGGAACCCUCAAGUGUGUGGAAUGUGCGCUAGUGAGGGCCACCGUCACAGCGAGUGCUCAGCAGCUAUACCGAAGUGCGUUCUGUGCGGAGGACCACAUGAAUCGUUCAGCAAGAAUUGCCGGAAGCUCUAUCCAUCUCGUCAUGAAUAGGACGUUUCAGGUCAUCCAAUUGAACGUCAGAAAGCAAGGGGAGGUGCAUGAUAGUUUGAUGAACGACGUGGCAAUCCAGGACGCUGCCGUCAUAGCCAUUCAGGAACCCCAGGCGCGGAGGAUCCAAGGACGGCUCCUGACGACCCCUAUGGAGCAUCACAAAUGGACCAAGAUGAUCCCGUGCACGUUGAAGGAAGGUAGAUGGGCUAUCCGGAGCAUGCUCUGGGUGAACAAAAUCGUGGAAGCCGAGCAGGUGGCAGUGGACUCCCCGGACAUCACGGCAGCAGUCAUACGGCUCCCGGAGCGCGUAGUCCUGGUCGCGUCCGUCUACGUACCGUGUGGGGACGGCGAGGCACUAAAAGACACCUGCGAGAACCUCCGCAGGGUGGUAGCAAAGGCGAAACGGGGCGUAGGAACGACUGUCGAUAUAGUGGUUGCAGGUGAUUUCAACUGCCACGACCAAAUGUGGGGAGGAGACGACGUCUCAUCCGUGAGACAAGGGGAAGCCGACCCCAUCAUCGACCUCAUGAACGAGCUGACUCUAAGCACUCUACUCCCAAGGGGCACAAUAACAUGGCAAGCAGGUGGAUACGGUUCGACUAUCGACCUGGUCCUGGCCUCGGAGGAACUGGCAGAAGCCGUGAUCAGAUGUGGAGUCCAUAGAACGGAACACGGUUCAGAUCACCGCGCGAUUGAAACAGUCUUCGAUAUUGAGGUACCUGUGCCGACGCACCACGACCGACUGCUUCUCAAGAACGCGCCAUGGAAAGACAUCAGAGCCAAAAUUGCAAAUACACUAGGGGACACCCCAGCGGAGGGGACAGUCCAGCAGAGAACGGACCGCCUGAUGUCCACUGUCUCAGGCGCGGUUCAUUCCCUCACUCCCAAAGCCCGGCCAUCGCCAUACGCAAAGCGAUGGUGGACUACGGACCUGACGCAGCUACGUCACAUCUACACGCACUGGAGGAACCGCGCUCGCUCGGAACGCCGGGCAGGUUGGACCACAGCCGAGAUUGAGGAAUUGGCAAAGGGUGCAGCAAAACAGUACCACGAUGCCAUCCGGCAGCAGAAGAAGAAGCACUGGGCCGAGUUCCUUGCGGACAACGACAACAUUUGGAAGGCUGCAAAGUAUCUAAAAUCCGGAGAUGAUACCACGUUUGGAAGGAUCCCGCAACUUGUUAGAGCAGAUGGUACAUCCACGGCCGAUCAUAGAGAACAGGCCGAAGAGCUCCUAACAAGAUUCUUCCCGGCCUUGCCCGAUACGAUCGACGAUGAAGGUCCAAGACCACAGAGGGCACCCAUCAUGACGCCUAUCCUUACGAUGGAGGAAGUCGAACGACAGCUGUUCGCAACGAAGUCCUGGAAGGCACCAGGGGAGGACGGUUUGCCGGCAGUGGUGUGGAAGGAAGUCUGGCAGGUGGUCAAGCACCAUGUACUGGCGCUCUUCCGUGCCUCACUGGAGGACGGGGCCCUUCCCAGCCAGUGGCGACAUGCUAAUAUCAUCCCGCUCAAGAAACCGGGCAAAAAGGACUACACCAUCGCAAAGGCGUGGAGACCAAUCUCCCUCCUAGCAACGCUGGGCAAAGUGCUGGAGUCGGUGAUCGCGGAACGGCUGUCCCACGCCGUGGAGACCUACGGCCUCCUGCCCACCAACCACUUCGGCGCGCGGAAGCAGCGAUCAGCAGAGCAGGCGCUGGUAUUUCUACAGGAGCAGAUCUACACGGCCUGGAGAGGACGGAAGAUUGUCAGCCUCAUUAGCUUCGAUGUCAAGGGAGCCUAUAACGGAGUCUGCAAGGAACGGCUGGUCCAGAGGAUGAGGGCACGUGGUAUCCCGGAAGAGCUGUGCCGAUGGACAGAAGCUUUCUGUUCUGACCGACCGACGGCACAAAGCACACGCAAGGGCAUCGAAGCAAUCAUCGACCAAGCACUAGACUGGGAAAAGAGAAGCGGAGCGACAUUUGAAGCAGACAAGACAGCCGUCAUCCACUUUACCCGCAAGGCCUAUAAAGCCAACUCGGAGCCCUUUACGAUCAAGGGUCAAGAUGUUCAGCCGAAAGACCACGUUAAGAUCCUUGGAGUGGUCAUGGAUGCCAAGCUCAGGUAUAAGGAGCAUAUCGCAAGAGCGGCCUCCAAAGGGCUCAGCGCGGCGAUGGAGCUGAAACGGCUCAGUGGUCUAUCCCCGGCUACGGCGCGGCAGCUGUUCACCGCCAUGGUCGCGCCAGUGGUGGACUACGCAUCCAGCGUCUGGAUGCACCAAUGUAAUUGGAAGACCGCGCCGGCCAUACACAGGGUGCAGAGGGUCGCGGCGCAAGGGAUCAUAGGAACGUUCAGCACGGUAGCAACACGCGUAGCAGAAGCAGAAGCUCACAUCCCCACGGCUCAAGAUCGAUUCUGGAAGAGGGCGAUCAAGAUGUGGACGGACAUCCACACCCUACCAGAGACGAAUCCACUCCGCAACACCACUUCCCGGAUGCGCAAGUUCCGGAGAUCCUACCGCUCCCCUUUCUUUCAAGUAGCAGAUCUCCUCAAGGACGUCCCAUUGGACAGCCUCGAAACCAUCGCUCCCGUCGUAUUAGCGCCAUGGGAGAGGCGAGUCCGCACUACGGUUGACAGAACGGGCAUCCAGCAAAAAGAGACAGAGUGGGCGGUCCGGAUCGCCGUAAGCAGCUCCGCACGAAACAACAUGGUCGGGAUCGGAGGAGUCGUCCGUCUCCCGCUGCCGAUGCGAGAUGGCUCAAGGAACGAAGCCUUUAGUGUGACGCUGGGCUCCAGGUCGGAGCAAAACCCGUUCUCAGGCGAGCUUGCGGCUAUUGGGUACGCGUUGAGGUUGAUUCGAAAUAUCAGGUACCGAAAGAUCAUCCUUGCCACCAGCAACAAGGCAGCCGUGAUGGCCUUGGAGCGACCACACCAGCAAUCAGGACAACAAUAUCUCUGUCAGGCGUACGAUGCGAUAAGUGCCUUACGCAAGGCGGGAAACACGAUCUCGGUCGUCUGGAUCCAAGCGGGUACCAAAAACGAGCUCCUGAACACAGCCAAAGCGAAAGCAAAGGAAGCAACACGGCAGGACGCUACGCCACAAACGCAGGAUCCUGCCAUGCGGUCAACAGCCCUCCGUAUCGCAUGGGCAAAGCGGGCACCGCCCACGUCCUUACCUGACAAAGUGGGCAGACAUUCCAAGAGAGUCGAUAUAGCGUUACCAGGGAAGCACACCCAACUAUUAUACGACCACCUGUCCCGAAGCGAGGCCGGCGUGCUUGCUCAGCUUAGAACAGGCAUGGCCAAGCUCAACACAUACCUGCAUCGCAUCAAAGCAGCACCGUCAGACCAGUGGGGAACCUCUCCUUCUACCUGGGAGGAAAGUCGCCCUCGGAUGACAAGGACUGGUCCCCCAACAUGCGGGCGGUGCGGGCGACGAUACGUUUUGCCAUUGCCACAGGUCGUCUGA
Messenger RNA from Chaetomium globosum CBS 148.51, 3711 nucleotides. RefSeq lists its product as uncharacterized. Bases 1 to 3711 code for a protein of 1236 amino acids. The record is from RefSeq and is a predicted model, not a curated record. The transcript has 3 exons. Gene Ontology annotation, molecular function: catalytic activity; nucleic acid binding. Lineage: Eukaryota; Fungi; Ascomycota; Sordariomycetes; Sordariales; Chaetomiaceae.